Messenger RNA from Arachis duranensis, 1981 nucleotides. Its product is annotated as lysine histidine transporter-like 8. NCBI's taxonomy places the organism in Eukaryota, Viridiplantae, Streptophyta, Magnoliopsida, Fabales, Fabaceae. Gene Ontology annotation, cellular component: plasma membrane. The transcript has 5 exons. Bases 310 to 1851 code for a protein of 513 amino acids. The record is from RefSeq and is a predicted model, not a curated record.
UGAAACUCCAUAAAUGCUCUCCUUGGAGGAGUUGCUCUAUGGACUUCAAAAGAAAGCGCACCCACUUUAGGCCUUCAUCAACCUUAGUGGAAUUGUCAAAGAUUCAUUCAACAUGCUCAACAACCAAAGAAAGACUUAUGUUAUAUGAGUAGCAGUCAUCAGAAGACGGAAUGAAAAGAAUAUGCGACAUGCAUGGGACACUUAUUGAUCCCUUUACUUGAACUAUAUAUAUAUGUAGGAGAGUAAGCCAACACAAAUAAUACUCCAACAACCAGUAAAAAAAAUUGGCAAUCAUUAACCACUAUAUAUAUGGAGGAGGAAGUUGUUGAAGUGAUGAAGAAGAGUAGCAGAGCCUCUCCGGCCAUGUCUUCUACUACUCAUGUGCAUUCUCCAUCCAUGGUGGAUUCGGCACCCAAAACUCCUAAAAGCCCGUUUGCAACUCGUUUUAUGAACACUCCCUUGGCCAGCCCCAUGAAGAAGGCCUUUGAAAACAUACACGGUUACUUGGAAGAAGUUGGGCGCUUCACUAAGCUUGACCAUCAAGAUGCCUGGCUUCCUAUCACCGAGUCGAGAAAGGGAAACGCAUACUAUGCUGCGUUUCACAUUCUCAGCUCGGGAAUUGGAUUCCAGGCCCUUGUUCUUCCCUUGGCCUUCACUAAUCUAGGAUGGAUUUGGGGAAUCAUAUGUUUGUGUGGGGCUUUCAUGUGGCAGCUCUACACGCUAUGGUUACUAAUUCAGCUCCACGAAUCGGAGAGUGGGGUGCGCCAUAGCAGGUACCUCAAGCUUGCAAUGGCAGCAUUUGGAGAGAAGCUAGGAAAAUUGCUGGCACUGUUCCCAAUCAUGUACCUAUCGGGUGGGACGUGUGUGACCCUCAUCAUGAUCGGAGGUGGCACCGUGAAGAUAUUCUUUCAGAUUGUGUGUGGAGAGGGAUGCACCCUAAGCCCACUCAGCACCACAGAGUGGUAUUUGGUGUUUACUUGCACGGCCAUUUUGCUUGCUCAACUUCCCAACCUCAAUUCAAUUGCAGGGGUUUCACUUAUUGGAGCCAUCACUGCUGUGGCUUAUUGUGCUCUCAUAUGGAUUGUAUCUAUGGUCAAAGGCACCCUCCCUCAUGUAUCCUAUGAUCCACCAAAGGGUCCAUCAGAGUUCACUAGCACUUUUUGUGUGUGCAAUGCUCUUGGCAUUAUAGCAUUUGCUUUCAGGGGUCACAAUCUUGUAUUAGAAAUACAGGGGACAAUGCCUUCGGAUGCUCAACAACCUUCCCGUUUGGCCAUGUGGAGAGGUUGCAUGUUUGCCUAUCUAAUAAUUGCCUUAUGUUUGUUUCCCCUUGCCAUCGGAGGUUAUUGGGCUUACGGAAAUUCAAUACCUCCCGACCAAGGGAUGUUGAGUGCCUUGUACAAGUUCCACCAACAUGAUACAUCAAAGUUGAUCAUCGCUUUGACAAGCUUGCUGGUUGUCAUCAACAGCCUCAGUUCCUUCCAAAUCUAUGCAAUGCCAGUGUUUGACAAUUUGGAAUCAAGGUACACAAUCAUAAAGAACAGGCCUUGCCCCAGGUGGCUAAGAAUGGCCUUGAGGGGAUUCUUUGGAUGCUUCGCCUUUUUCAUCGCCGUAGCUUUACCCUUUCUGCGAAGUUUGGCAGGUCUUAUCGGAGGCAUUGCCCUGCCUAUAACACUAGCUUACCCCUGUUUCAUGUGGGUAGAGAUUAAGAAACCAAAGAUUUAUAGCAUAAAUUGGUGUCUAAAUUGGACGCUAGGAAUACUUGGUAUGGUUCUUAGUGUAAUGGUUGUCACAGGAGCCAUUUGGAGCAUAGUGGCUCAGGGAAUAAAAUUCCACUUCUUCAAUCCACAGUAAGAACAUGAAAUGUACCACCUCCCAGGAUGCAUGGCCAAGCAUGCAGAGCUAACAUUUGGGAUGUUCCCAAUGGCCGUUACAGAUAAAUUUCGAGAAUCAUUAUACAAUCAUGGGAAAACAUCAUUCCAGA